AAGGAGGGGGGGGGCAUCAGAUGAGUGAAAGAAAACAGCAACAAGAGGAAUGAAAGAGAAGAAGAGAAGGAGCUUCCUGACAUGCAUGGAGACAGAGAGGGCUGCUUUCUUUCCUCUUCUGUCCCCCUGACCUGAAAAAGUGAAGCAGCUCCCUGAAGAGGAGGAGAUUGCGAGGAAGGACAGUCCUGUGCCCCCUCCCUCCCCUCCUGCCUGAGUAUAUAGAGUGUAAAGACUAACCCAAAUACCAGACACAACGCGGAGCUGCAGACUCAGAGGCAGCUCAGGAGACGCAGGCAUGAACGACAUCAAGCUGGCCCUUCUGGGGAGUCAGGGGGCUGGGAAGUCAGCUGUCCUUGUGCGCUUCCUAACUCGCCGCUUCAUUGGUGAAUAUGCAUCAAACGCCAACUCACUGUACAAUAAAAGGCUGUCCAUCGACGGCAGGCAGCUGAACCUGGAGGUUUUUGACCCCUGCUCUCAGAGCUCAGAGGCCAGGUGUAUCCUGGAGGAACCAGUGGACUGGGCUGACGGCUUUGUGGUGGUGUACAACAUCAGCGACCGCACUUCCUUCAUCAACGCCAAGAACAUCCUGCUGCACAUCCGAGAGGCUCGCACGGAGAACUGCAAAGGAGAAAUGGACAUCCCCAUAUGUCUUGUGGGUAACAAGCAGGACCUGUGCCACGCCCGGCAGGUUCGAGAGGACGAGGCUCGCUGCCUCGCCCAGGAGAACCGCUGCCACUUCCAGGAGGUGUCGGCAGCUGAGAGUUACCAGGACAUCGCUGGCCUUUUCACGCAGCUCAUCCGGCAGGUAAUGGAGCACCUGAAAUACAGAGCCGACCGGCGGCGCUACAGCGGCUCCAAGUCCAUGGCCAAACUGAUCAACAACGUGUUCGGGAAGAGGAGGAAAUCGGUGUGAAGAUCUGAGCCGCAGGAGCUGAAAGACUGACAGGAAACGGAUGAGUGGUCACCGGAUGCUCCAGAAAAACAGCAAAGACAUGAACUCUGAUGAUGACCUCGUCUGUCACUGGGAACAAAAGCAGCCAAUUGGAGGGCUCCAUGUGUCUGUCAUCAGCGCCAGAACAUCAUCACGCUUCAAAAACAGGACCAGAAACAAGUCAAAAAUGUUUACUCCAUUGGCAGAUUAGUCCAUAAGCAAAUAGGCUUUCUCAAAUGAAGAUUAUUUUGCUUGUGAAAGCCUUUCUUGACAGAAAAGAAACCUUUUUUUUUUUUUUUAACAAAAGUGCUUUUUUACUUUCUUAAGAUUCAGCUUUUGCUGCGCAGAGAGACGUUCUCAUCCUCAGAUAUUUGGUUUUGCAUGACACCAGCCCCCUCAUCCACACAGUCCCACAAGCUCAUUUAAAAAUCUCACUUUUGAUUGAUUUGAUUUUGAUUGAAAUUGAGCCUCUUGGUCCGUUUAUUUUAUGUUGCACUUCAUCUAAGCCAUUACCAUGUUUUUAUAAGAGCUUCUAUGAUUUUUAACCAUGAAAAAAUUUGUAUAAAUGGCUCAAAUAUUUUCUAUUUUGCUCUAAAGACUACCAUAAUCUGUGUAUUCUGUAUAUAACAACUGGUAUCAUAGAUAUUUAAAUGUUAGUCUAAAACCAGUGAAAUGUCUAAACAACACAGAAGUGAAGGAACGUAUCUGUUAAGACCAUAGACUUAUACAUAUUACUGUUACAGUGAUGUUGGACAGAAAAUAUGUCUAGCUAGUUCAUAAGUAACUGCACGGUAUAUAUCUGUAGAGAGGAAUGUCAUAAACACUUUUAAUUUGAA
Molecule: messenger RNA, 1767 nt
Organism: Oryzias melastigma (Indian medaka)
Lineage: Eukaryota; Metazoa; Chordata; Actinopteri; Beloniformes; Adrianichthyidae
Gene: rerglb
Product: RERG/RAS-like b
Exons: 5
Coding region: 296-913 (205 amino acids)
Molecular function (GO): GTPase activity; GTP binding
Source: RefSeq, a predicted model, not a curated record